This is a messenger RNA of Bursaphelenchus xylophilus (pine wood nematode), 1518 nucleotides long. The record is from the annotation of a GenBank genome assembly. Lineage: Eukaryota; Metazoa; Nematoda; Chromadorea; Rhabditida; Aphelenchoididae.
AUGGAAGGCGAAAAUAGCAUCAUCAACUUGACGACCAUCGGUGUGGAGGAUGACGUCGGUACGAGUGAGAUCAUUGUGGUCGGAGGCAUCUCUUUGACCGAAAGUAAGUGUAGCCUCCAAGAAGAAGAUGGUUUAGAAUUCUUCUCCUCGCUGAGCUUGUUUUUCUCCUGUAUAAUGGUCUGCAUGUGUCUGGCCGGGGCUAUCAUGAAUACGGUCAGUUUGUUUAUCUUCACCCGGCCCUCCUUCCGGAAGCGGUCGAUUAAUGUGUUGUUGAGUGGCCUGAGUGCUUCUGAUCUGGUGCUCUGUAUCUUGGCCAUCCCCGUCUUCUGCUUCUCGCAGUUACAGCAGAUAAUUCCAGGUAUGUUUUCAUCCAUCAUAACUUUUAUGCCUUCCCUUGUGGACAUCAUAAACAAGGGUUACAUAUAACCGCAAUGACGGCCGUGCUUUUCCAGGGAUCUCGUUCACAAUGUUGGCCCAGAUCCUUGUUUACGCAUAUCCCGUGACAAUCAUGGCUCAGACCAUGUCUGUGUGGAUGCUGGUUAGCAUCACCGUGGACAGAUAUCUGGCUGUUUGUCAUCCUUUUCUCGUACGGGUGUAUUGUACAACGUAGGUUAAAUUUAAUGAAUUUUAAAAUAUGAAGAAGACGAAUACAUAUCUUUGUUUCUAGUACUAGAGCUCUUUUGACAACAGCCGUCAUCUUUGUAUUCUCCGUCGGUUACAAUUUUGUCAGAUUCUGGGAGUAUACGAUAAGUGAUGACCCGAAUAUGCCUGAAGAAAUGCUAAUUGUGGGGCUGCUGAGGGAGAACCAAAUUUAUAUGGUGCUCUAUCAGAACAUCGCCAUGUUAUUGACCCAGUUUGUUCUCCCUCUGAUGGUGCUAUGCAUUCUCAAUCUUCAGGUGAACCAAUAGCUUUUUAGUCAGCAUGAUGAAUAUAAUCAAUUACGGCUUUGCAAUGCUUACUUUAGGUGGCCAAAACAAUACUAGAAGCUGGGGAGACCCGAAGAGAAUUGGUCGCCUCAGAGAAACGGGAGCACAGUACUGCCAAGAUGAUGCUUUUCGUGGUUAUUGGUGGGUAUUUUCGUUUGAGUUUAUGCCUAAUCCAAGGUUUAUCUUCUAAUUUUUUUUUUCAGUAUUCAUCUUUUGUUAUAUGCUGAGCUUCUGCCUGAAUGUUUUGGAGAUCUUUAAUCCGGAUCUUUUCAAGAAUCACAUUGGUUUCCUUCUGAAUGAUGUCAACAACAUCCUUGUGGUCGUCAACUCUUCUUCCUCCUUUAUUUUCUAUGUCAAAUACUCUAGUAGAUAUCGUGCUCAACUUCGGACGAUGCCAGUUAUCGCUUUCUUUGCUGCCAGAUGCUGUUUCGAAAACCGGAAUACCAACUUUUCGGACAAAUCGGGCGAAAGAUCCGAGAAUUACAUGACUUUGACGGGAUAUUCGAGUAGACAGACCGUCUACACAUCCGCCACGGCCUUGGACAACAGCCAGGUGGACACGUCUUUAAAACCUCCAGUCAGAAAAUUCUGA